Acanthosepion pharaonis is the source of this 1347-nucleotide messenger RNA. Lineage: Eukaryota; Metazoa; Mollusca; Cephalopoda; Sepiida; Sepiidae. The record is from the annotation of a GenBank genome assembly.
AUGGAUGAGAGUUCAUCCGAGGAUGAGGACCCUGUCAUUCCUCUCAGAAGGAGUGCCCGGCAGAAGAGGCCUGCCCCGAGUUGCACGGUGUGCGAUCAUGACAGCGAGACACGGGAUGAAUCUGGAAAUCUGCCACCUCGGAGCAAACGACUUCGCGCAUUUUGUGGCAAGGAAUGGCUCGCUCAUCAGAUCUAUACCGUAUUUUUUGUUGGUGAUUUUAUUUCCCUGCUAUUUUGUGGUUGGCUACCUGAUAGAUAUGGACGAAAGACUGUCAUUAUUGCUGCGCUCAUGCUUGAAGGUGUAACUGGAAUUCUGUCUUCGCAAAUUAUGGACAUCAAUAUGAUUCUCCUUCUUCGUUUGUUGACAGCUGUUGAAAGUGCUCUCUCUUAUAUGCCAUCAGUUGUGUUUGGCGCUGAAAUUUCGUCAAUAGAAAACAGAACUUAUGCCUCCAUCAUUAUUCAAAUGUAUUUGACCGUCGGAUACUUUAUUCUUAGCCUAUUGACCUAUUACAUACGAAAUUGGACACUGAUCGUUCUAUUGGUUUCUCUACCCAUAAUACCGACUGGAUUAAUUUACCUUUGGGUUUUACCAGAGUCACCACGUUGGCUACUAACUGUGAAAAAGGAAAAGGAAGCAGAAAUCAUUUUGAAUAAAAUGGCUAAAGUUAGCAAUCGCAAUUUCAGUUACAAAUCAGACGAAAUAGAAAUAUCGGUGGUCGAAGAUCGAACUGUCAGGAUCUGGAAAAUUUUUACGAUUCCAAAACUUCGAAAAAGAACACUCAUCUUGAUGUUUAACUGGUUUGUGGUGAGUUUUGUGUAUUAUGGGAUGGUGCUACAUACUGGACAUCUGAGUGGUAACAUCUUCCUGAAUUUCUUCUUUGGUGCACUCGUGGAAAUCCCUGCGUAUCUCAUGUGUAUCUUUUUAUUGGACUGUCUCGGUAGGAAGAAAUUGUACAUUGCCUUUAUGGUUAUUGGAGGAAUCUCCGGAAUCGCAACAAUUUUUUCAUUGAUGUAUACUUCUGAUGAUUUUAAAUGGAAUAUAACAACAUUGGCUCUCUUAAGCAGACUGUGUAUUACUGGCACUUACGUUAUUAUCUACCUACACACUUGUGAAUUGUACCCUACCUGUGUGAGAAAUGGAGCACUGGGAUAUCUCUCUACUUUUGCUACAUUGGGUGGUACGACAUCGCCUUACAUAAUAAUGACACGUACUUUUGCCACUGGAAGUUUGGGUGACAGUUUACCCCUACUGUCGAUGGGAUUUGCCUGCAUUUUAGCUGGUGCAUCUUAUGUCUUCCUUCCUGAAACCAACAACAGACCCAUAGCGGACAACUUUGAUGAUGUCUAG